Molecule: messenger RNA, 699 nt
Organism: Sordaria macrospora k-hell
Lineage: Eukaryota; Fungi; Ascomycota; Sordariomycetes; Sordariales; Sordariaceae
Source: RefSeq, a predicted model, not a curated record
AUGAGUUCUACCUCUUUUCAACAAGACCAAAAAAAGAUCAGGAUCCUGAUCCUCAACCCCAACUCCUCCCAGUCCAUGACCGAGGGCAUGAAAAAGGCUAUUUCCAGCUUGAACCUGCCAGACACCAUCAAAAUAGAUUACUACACAGCCCCCACAGGUCCAGCGAGCAUCAACGACGGCGACGACGUGCAAAAAUCCGCCCAGGAAGUCCUCAAAGACCUCAGCCCCAACGGCAUCUUUGAAGCCGCGACCCUGACCUCCCUGUCUUUGUUGACGGGCCCCACGAAGAAAUGGGGCAUUGUUACCACCGGCAAAUUCUGGGAGGAUCACCUCAUCACUGGCGUUCACGAAUUUCUGGGGUAUGCCGCCGACGGGGAAGAAGGAUAUCCCAAGAAUUGGAAGUUUGCGGGUGUGCAGACGACGGGGUUGAACGCCGGUGACUUCCAUGGAGAUAUUCCGCAGGAGGAGAUUGACGAUAGGUUGGUGGAGGCCACCAAGAAGUUGCUGCAGGCUGGGGACGUGGAGUGUGUGGUGAUGGGUUGUGCGGGCAUGGCUGGACUGGAGCAGAUUAUUCGGCGGACGGCGAUUGAGGAGUAUGGUGAGGAAAGGGGGAAGAAGGUCAUGGUUGUGGAUGGCGUCAGAGCUGGAGUUGGGCUGUUGGCGGAGAUGGUGAAGAACAGGAGGAUGUUUACCCAGUAG